Molecule: messenger RNA, 1248 nt
Organism: Trypanosoma theileri
Lineage: Eukaryota; Euglenozoa; Kinetoplastea; Trypanosomatida; Trypanosomatidae
Exons: 1
Coding region: 1-1248 (415 amino acids)
Source: RefSeq, a predicted model, not a curated record
AUGGUGGAGUCCAGCAAUAGUGAGAAGACACGGAAUAACAAAACACAUGAAGGGAAAAAAGACCACAAAAACUACAGCGUAAAGGGAAAUGAGGGGAAACAUAAAAAUCAAUCGACUUUUUCGCAUAAACGUGUGACGAUCACUAAUAAUAAUAAUAAUCAUAAUCAUAAUAAUAAUAAUAAUAAUAAUAAUAAUAAUAAAAAGAAGAAUGGAGGCAGACGUCCAACGGCAGUGGAGGAAACGGAACGUUAUGUUGUAGUGAUUACAAAUGUGGAGAAUGACUUUGCAAAGGUCCAUCGAGAGGCCAUUCCACGUUAUUGUUGUCUAAAUGAACAACACUGCCAUUCCCAUCAACUCUCUGGAUCCUCCUCUUUAAAUGGAAUCACAUCAACAACAACAACAAGGCAGCAGUGUCGAUAUACCGUUACUCCGCGUACAGAGACGCGAUCGGUGGAAGUGGCGGUGUAUGGAAAAGCGGAUGGUGAUGUCUCGACUGUCUUUCUUCCUGUUCGCACGAAUACUCAUACAAACACUACUAGCAGUAAUAAUCAUAGUCAUCCCAAUAGCAACAAGGAGAAGAAGAAGGAUGGAGAGAUGAAUAUAUAUAAUGAUCCUACAAUGAAGGAGGAUGAAGAGGAGGAUAACACUGUGAUUGAGUGUGUGAAGCCACCAGUGGGAAGAGAAGAUACUCUCUUCGCAACACUGGAGGAUAUGACGAUGGCCCUUCGGCAUAAACCUUACUUUACACAUCCACCAAAGUUUUUAUUAAAUGUGGCUGGUAAAGAUGAUGGAGAUGUGUUGCGGGAGUGUAAACGAAGUAAACGAGAUCAGGCAAAACAGCAGAAACAUGCUGAUGAAGAUGAUGAUGAUAAUAAUGAUAAUGAUGAUUACGAAGAAGAUGAAAAGAAGAAGUCUGUAAAGAAAAGUGAUGAUAUGGACUCUCCGCAUCUCCGCCAAGCUGCAGUGCGACAGGCCGAUAUGAUCACGGCUGUAGCCACCACAUCUGCACGGAUGAGCACAAAAGAUAUGCAGUAUCAACUACGCGAUGUACCCGGAUUUAUUACGUGUUGGAUGUUAUAUCCACAGCACUUCCGUGUGGUGUUUGCAAGCCAAUCAACACUGUUUAAAGCCAAACAACUGCUUGAUCAGUUCGCCGUGGACGGGAAUGUGCGGGUGGGACUCACAUUGGCAGAUGCCGCAGCGAAGGAGUUCACUGCAUACAUUACGGCACAGGAGGAUACGGCGUGA